AUGGCCGGUGUUAAAGCUUACGAACUAAGAACCAAGUCUAAGGAACAAUUGGAAAACCAAUUGUUGUCCUUGAAGAAGGAAUUGGCUGAAUUGCAGGUCCAAAAGUUGUCCAGACCAUCUUUGCCAAAGAUCCACACCGUUAGAAAGGACAUUGCCCGUGUCUUGACUAUCAUCAACGAACAACAAAGAGAAGCUGUCAGACAACUAUACAAGGGUAAGAAGUACCAACCAAAGGACAUGAGAGCUAAGAAGACCAGAGCUUUGAGAAGAGCUUUGACCAAGUUCGAAGCUACCAGAGUCACUGAGAAGCAAAAGAAGAAGCAAAUUGCUUUCCCACAAAGAAAGUACGCUAUCAAGGCUUAA
Molecule: messenger RNA, 363 nt
Organism: Nakaseomyces glabratus
Lineage: Eukaryota; Fungi; Ascomycota; Saccharomycetes; Saccharomycetales; Saccharomycetaceae
Product: 60S ribosomal protein uL29
Biological process (GO): translation; maturation of LSU-rRNA from tricistronic rRNA transcript (SSU-rRNA, 5.8S rRNA, LSU-rRNA)
Cellular component (GO): cytosolic large ribosomal subunit; ribosome
Molecular function (GO): structural constituent of ribosome; mRNA binding
Source: RefSeq, a predicted model, not a curated record